UCCCUCACAGGCGCUAAAUCUGAAGAGCACUUCAAAGAGGGAUUCACAUCACCACACACAUACACAUUCACAAAUCAAACUACAGACGAACCAACUAAGAUAUUGAGCUUUUGGUCAAAGAUCGACUCUACUUUGGGGCUGUAUAAAACUUUAAUCAGAACAAACUGCCAUAAACAAGAAGACACACGGCGGACUGCGCGAGCGAGCACUCGCAUCAAUCACGCAAAAUGCUGCGAGGCUUCACACCGUCGCACUGAUCGGACUCGGCGCGUUUCGUAAGUCAUCGCUGCGUUCCGUCGCCACUCGGACACUACUUUCCAAUACAAAUCUAUCUAAAAGCAGCCUUUCCUGUCCCGAGCACAUUUAUCAGUAUCACUGACGCCUGUGGGACCUUCUCCAGCUGUGCCAUCAUAAACCCCGCUGGUUACCGUCACUUUUCAACAUGAUCAACACCUUUUGCCAAGGGUAGUUGAGAGCAAUGGCACCUUCUUGUAAACCCUGUGAAUUGGAUAUUUGCUUCUCCCACCCCAAGUAAGAGUCAAAGACAAUUUUCUGUAGUCAAGAUGCAGAUUGUUUCGGCUGUUUUGCUCCUGUUCUGUUUUCACAAGUGUUGUUGGAAGGUCACAUGCAGAAGAGUCCAUAUUCCAGAGGUGGGGCUUGUGGACUGGGGGGAAAAUGAGGUGAACCCUUCCCCCAAAAGCGCCAGCCCCCGUGUUCUCAACCCCCUGCGCCUUUUCGCCCGGGGUUCCCCUGGGUUCAAGAGCAACAGGAGGGAGAUUACAUAUUUGGAAAACAUUGAGGACUCCUGGGACUGGUUAUCUAACCAGACAGAUGUCAGAGAGUCGCAGAGCAGGACUAAACGCAGACCCAUCGUAAAAACGGGGAAGUUUAAAAAAAUGUUCGGCUGGGGUGACUUCAACUCCAACAUCAAGACUGUGAAACUAAAUCUCCUCAUUACAGGCAAGAUAGUGGACCACGGCAACGGCACGUUCAGCGUAUACUUCCGUCAUAAUUCAACGGGCCUGGGGAACGUCUCCGUAAGCCUGGUGCCACCUUCCAAGGUGGUGGAGUUUGAGAUCGCCCAGCAGUCCACCCUGGAGACGAAGGACUCAAAAUCUUUCAACUGUCGUAUCGAGUACCAGAAAACGGACCGCAGCAAAAAGACUUCACACUGCAGCUAUGACCCAUCCAACGUGUGUUACCAAGAGUCCACCCAGAGCCACGUGUCCUGGCUCUGCUCGAAGCCCUUCAAAGUCAUAUGCAUCUACAUCGCCUUUUACAGCACUGACUAUAAGCUGGUGCAGAAAAUCUGCCCAGAUUACAACUACCACAGUGACACGCCGUACGCUUCCACAGGUUAAGAUCCAGUCCAUCCUCCACAGUGGGAAUGGUCGACCUCAUUUUCACCCUGUGUUUCAUCUGAUUUAGAAGCAAUUCAAAUAAAUCCAGAUGUUUCGCAUUAGGCUACAUUACUGGCAUGUACUUCAACCUCUGCCUUUGCCUUUUGCCUCACACGACAUGUGAUGGCAAAAUUACCGAUCAACGUUUUUUUGGGGGUUUAAACGUCCCACAUCCCAUCCCAUGGUUUGAGUUUUGUUGGGGUUAGGGUUAGUUCUGUUGGGAAUCUUUCCCAAAAACACCUUUCACUAUUUGUCAAGCUAAUAAAUCACAGACCUACAGAGGACAGAAUAUAAGUGAAACACCUUUUUAUUGUGAGGUUUAUGUGUGUUUGUGUGUGUGUUUUGAGCUAUGUGUUGGCACUAAAUUGUGAAAAUCAUUUAUGCAGUUGUCAAGGUAAAUGCGAACGGGUUAAAUCAUUCAGCAAAGACAUCACAUACAAAUUACUCCUAGUCAUUUUGCAUUUCACAAAAGAUCUAUGUGUGAAUUGAGAUUUGUGUACAAUUUCAAAGAGUAAUUUGCGAUGUCUCACGAGAGAACAAUUCAUUGGACAGGUGGAUUUAGUGAAUCUGGCAGCCGGUUAACAACCCUUUGUCAUGGUCUCGCCACAGAGAUCCACAUUUCCAGGCUCUAAUUAACAUUAAUUAUAGUGGGAAAUUUCACUUACAAACCAUGACAGAGGGGACCGAAGCCAAAAACUGAAAUUUAGCAUGUCAGUCAUGUCUCAAACCUCUAUUCAUGCCAGUGACUUUGGACUGGAAUCACACUUUUUCAUGUCCUCCAUUCCUCGAAAAGUAAAGAUGUGUUGGGAGUAAAUACAGACAUUUAUGCAAACGCACAUGAAAUGCAUUAUGUGAGUCUGCCUUGUAAUGUCUUUCAUCAUUUAAAACAGUACCUGGAGAUCAAUUUUUUGUUUGCACAUUUUGUCAGUGUGUCACAAUGAACCAGUUGAAAUGCCAUAGUCUGAUAAUCAGAACUGGAAUUCUCAGGUUCCAUAUGUGUUUUUGUGUGGGUGCCAAACAGAUUAUGGCCAUUUAUUUCAUUCUCAUAUCAGGACGACUGAUCCGGAUCACAGUUCUGCUCGAAGUGAAGAAUCAGAUGGAUUAUUAAUUGUACUGAUACUCUAAUUGUCUUGCCACACCACAUGAACAUUAGCAUUAAGAACAUGUCGAUAAAAAGAUAGCUGUUUAUAAUUGUAUUUAGU
Messenger RNA from Rhinichthys klamathensis goyatoka, 2602 nucleotides. It is a transcript of the gene nxph2a, whose product is annotated as neurexophilin 2a. The transcript has 3 exons. Gene Ontology annotation, molecular function: signaling receptor binding. The coding region runs from base 564 to 1361 and encodes 265 amino acids. The record is from RefSeq and is a predicted model, not a curated record. Lineage: Eukaryota; Metazoa; Chordata; Actinopteri; Cypriniformes; Leuciscidae.